AACAGUGAAGGUGAAAUGUUGGUGGUGUCUCACUACUUCGUCCACCAGGUUGCAGUCGGCUCAGCCUGGAGGUGCGGAUCGGGCCGGCUAACUCGAGUGCUCACUUGGCGGAAGGAAGGCGGCGAUGUGACAGAUGCGGGGUGGUUUGACUCCAGGCCUGCCGGUGGCGGUGUUGCAGGCGCUGCCGGGCUCCGGGUCUACGGACGGCGGGGCCGACACCCACAGAUUCCGGCGUGUAGGCGGCGGCGUCGCAGGUUCAGUGCCUGCGGGUGGCGGAAUUAUAGGCUCCGGGCCUGUAGGCGGCGGUGUUGCAGACUCCGGGCCUGUAGGCGGCGGUGCUGCAGACUCGGGGCCUGUAGGCGGCGGUGCUGCAGACUCCGGGCCUGUAGGCGGCGGUGUUGCAGACUCCGGGCCUGUAGGCGGCGGUGCUGCAGACUCCGGGCCUGUAGCGGCGGUGCUGCGGACUCCGGGCCUGUAGGCGGCGGUGCUGCUGCGGGCUCCGUUGCGGACGGCGUGUGUGUUGCGCUCAGUCUGGUCUGGUUUGGUUUGCGGGGAUGGCAGCGCACGUUGUGUGGAAAUACCGGGAGAGCGCGGAGCAGGAGCCGCAUCAAUGGGCCACCCUCGUCUGCAGCAACAGAUAGGCUGACAUAUGUUGGAAAUAACUUUGGACCGAGUGCGCUCAAGUGUAAUUCACUAUGCAAGUAUUUUGUUGGCGUACUAAAUGAAAAUACGGGGAAAAUGGAAGUGCACAAUGCUCAGCUGUUUAACAUGCAGCCUUUCUUUCCUGGUGACUCUGUGACAAAAGAAGAUACCAAUGAAAAAGAAGCCUCGUAUCGAGAGAAGGUGGACUCCCUCAUUGAGGCCUUUGGUACCAUCAAACAGAAACAUGCUCUGAACUCUCGCAGAUUGAAUCAGGUUGGGAAUGAGACCUUGCAGGAAGCUGUGACUAAAGCAGCAGAAAAUAUCAUUGAUAAGAAAGGGAUAUCAGCUUUGGCCAAUGAGGCAACUCAGUUUGAGUCACAGUUUGAGUCGGCUUUCCUUCCACCCUGUCAUGCUGAUGCAGACAAGCCUGAGGAUGUUUACAAGUUUGAAGACAUCAUUUCAACUGCUGACUAUCAAGCAAUCAAACCGUGCUGUGAACCACUAAAGAUUAACACUGCAGAAGAUAUUCUCAAAUUGGCAGAAACUGGCAACUAUUCGACCUUUGUUCUGGAAUCACUUAAAUCAGCACCUCAAGAUGAGAAAAGUCGCGAUCAUGAGAUUAACUGUUUAUUUUACCUUCAGAUUCUGAUCAAAUUGCACAAUUUAAAAAAACAUGAAUUCAAACACAAAGGUUCCCUUGGGAGUGAUGUUGCAGAUGUUGUGAAAAACAGUUUGAUGAAAAAAUUUACAGUAUUAACUUACAACAAUGGACGUGUACAAAAUAUCAUACCAAUCUCCAUGAAAGCUAAAAUAGUGGCAUACGUUAUUGCACUGGCUUUACACAUAAACAAUUUUCAAACUGACCUUACAUAUCUGCAACAAGAUUUGAAAAUUAGUGAGAACAGAAUUUUGGACGUUGCAAGAGCGAUGGGUUUAAAAGUUGCAAAGAGAAAAGUGAAUAUCCAUGGUGGCAUUGCAGAGGAUCAUAGGGUAGCUACUCUCUCAUUACCACUGAUUGUGCAAAAUAAAGUUCAUAAUAGGAAAAGGAAGAAAAUGGCAUAAAAGGACAAUAUGAUUCAGUUUAAAUCCCGUGUUGGCAAUCUUUAACAAAUUUCUGUUUUACAUCGAAGAAUCUAGGUGUUUUUUAGUCCAAACGACAUGUAAAUGGUGCAAUACACUUAGUUAACAGUUGACUGUUAUGAAGUCCAUUUUAUUAAAAUUACAAUUAAAAAUAUAUUUAAGCAAAU
Amblyraja radiata (thorny skate) is the source of this 1889-nucleotide messenger RNA. RefSeq names its product RNA polymerase I subunit E (gene polr1e). Gene Ontology annotation, molecular function: DNA binding. Lineage: Eukaryota; Metazoa; Chordata; Chondrichthyes; Rajiformes; Rajidae. The record is from RefSeq and is a predicted model, not a curated record. The coding region runs from base 16 to 1704 and encodes 562 amino acids. The transcript is spliced from 12 exons. Gene Ontology annotation, biological process: DNA-templated transcription.